AUGCUGGCUCGUCGCGACCAGGAAAACCUGGUGAACACCCACCAGACCACCGCUGCGGCCAAACCCUUGAACCAGGGACUCAAACAGCUCGCCCCCAAGACUCCCGGCAAGAAAGUGCCGCUGAACGACGAGAACCACCCUGGUGCAUUUAAGAAACUCACCGUCAAGGGAAAUGGAAACCGUCAGGAUAAUGGGAAGCCGGGCAACAAUGCGUUUGUUACGCCGAUGGAACCUCGAAACCGAGCCCCACUGGGCAUGAAAGAUACCAACACCAAAGCCAGAGCUCCUCAGACACCCGCUCCCUUCGGUGGAACCUUGAAGCCGAAAACCAACCGGAGGACCUCGACCGCCCAGAGACCGAAGAAGGCUGCACCCGUUACCCAGCAGGCCCAAACAAAGGUUUUUACGGAGCCGGUCCAGGAUGAUGUGCCCGACAUCGAGUACAUGCCCCCGAAGCCGACAGACCUCCCAGACAUCCCAGACGAUGUUACAUACGAUACAACUUUCCCCCAAUUCCAACCAAGAAACCGAGCCCUGGGCCUGGAGAGUGUUUAUGGGAAGCAAGAAGUCGGCAGCGAUGGCCUCACGAAGAAGCAGCGCAAGUUCCAAGAGGACUCCGUGAAGGCCGAUAAGUUUGCCAACGAGAUGAUCAUGAAGCAACUGGAGAGCGUUGGAUUCAAUGAUCCCAGCGAGGACGAGAUAGCUCCCACAUCCAAGCCACAGCAGCGUAGUCUUCGUGCGAAGACGCCCUCGACAAGCACCAGACCCACUCGAAACAUCUCCACACUUCGAUCCCGUGAGGCCGCAACUGCCCUUUCUGCCCCCAAGCCAAGGACUGCUUCAGCCAGGCCUGCUGCGGUUCCUAAGUCUCGUUUGGCAUCGGCUUCCUCCGUGCUUAUGCCCAAAAAGACUCGCGUCCCGUCUAACCCAUCGUCGAUGCGCAACACUGCUGCUGCUGUCACGUCCAACACCACGAUGGGAUAUUCGAAAGGCCGAAGCGUGUCCUCUACUCUGCGUGAGAAGACUGUUGAGCAGCCCUCGAGCACUUCCGGUACACUCUCUCCCGAGACUUACAUGCAGCUCUACGGACCUCCCCCGCUGGGAUCCGAUAUGUGGUCCCGUUGCAAGGCUGCUGGCUGCUUUGAUUCUCCAAGUGAGAGUGCUACCUCUCCGGAGCUCGAGGAGCCCCUGCCGACGUUUGAGGAAGACGAAGAGGCAGCGAGCUUCCAGCUCACGCUGUAG
This is a messenger RNA of Penicillium cinerascens, 1242 nucleotides long. RefSeq lists its product as uncharacterized. The transcript has 3 exons. NCBI's taxonomy places the organism in Eukaryota, Fungi, Ascomycota, Eurotiomycetes, Eurotiales, Aspergillaceae. The record is from RefSeq and is a predicted model, not a curated record. Bases 1 to 1242 code for a protein of 413 amino acids.